Messenger RNA from Taeniopygia guttata (zebra finch), 2127 nucleotides. It is a transcript of the gene TMEM213, whose product is annotated as transmembrane protein 213. NCBI's taxonomy places the organism in Eukaryota, Metazoa, Chordata, Aves, Passeriformes, Estrildidae. The record is from RefSeq and is a predicted model, not a curated record.
UCCAGCCAGGAUUGCAGAAAAAAUUCCUGCUCUCCAGCGAGCACAACUUUUUCUGUCAACCCUCCUGGUGUGCAGACAGAGCUAUGCUCGCAGGAGGGCUCAGCUGCUGCUCUGCACAUCUCAAGGAGGAGGUGCAAUAGCCACCAGAGAAGAAAAAAUAGCUUAUCCAGAAUCACUUUACAUGAUUGAGGCAGGGAGAGAGCUGUGCUCACAGGGAAAGAACAGCAGCAGACCUAAGGCUGCUGUUUUUUGGGAUUCCACAGAGCUAUUCCAAAAAAGCAGAAGUCAAGCCAGUGAACAUGCAGAAAAAAAUAGCCAAACUGGGAGACAAAGCCUCUGCUCCAAUCCUCUGCUUCUUUCCAGCUAUAUUAAACUAUCUUCACAGGACCAAAAAGAGACUCAAAAGACAGAAGCUGCUUGGAACCUUGUUGGGAAGGGCUGGCUCUGGAAGCCUGUCCUCCUUCCAGCUGCAGCAUAUCCUGGGGAGAAACCUUCAGGCUUAACCUUGAGGAGCCACCUCCUGGUAUCCACCUCCCACUGAAGCUGUUUUGGUCAGAGCCCUGCUCUUUCUUCACCUGGCUGUGGCAGGAAAGUUCAAGGUGUCCUGGCAGCAGGAAGCUCCCUUGCUCCACCCUCUGCUCAGCACAGCAGCUCCCUGAGCUCAUCGAGGGUUUGCUGCCCCAGACCUGCCAGCGACAGCGACCUGCUCUGUGCGACACCGACACCGGAGUGGGAGCGGGACCCUCGGCAUGAAGCACCUCUGCUGUGAGCCCUGGGCAGCCCUCGCUGUGCUUUGCCUCACCGCUGCCCUCUGGGAUUCCUGCUCAGCAGCAGCUGAAGACACCUCCAAUGUUUCAACAACUGACUACGAACCACCAUGUCUUAACGUGAACUUCUGCAGGCAAGCGGCCACGUGCUGCCCUUCGGGCAUGGAUGACUACGGGUGGAUCGCAGCGGCCGUCGGCUGGAGCCUCUGGUUUCUGACCCUCAUCCUGCUCUGCAUGGACAAGAUCCUGAAACUCCGGCCUGAUGAACCCAAAUACUUGGUGGCCUGAAGCACUGGGGAGCAGCGAGGCACAGGCAGACUGAUAAAGCAUUUCAAACACUUGCUAAGAAACAAAAAAGAAAUGGAAAACACCUUCAGCCAAAGAAGGCCAGAUCUAAGCAGGGCAGCUGCAGAGGCUUCACCCUCUUUGGCAGGCUGGAGCUGCCAGCCAAGGUGUGGAGCAGGCAAGUCUCUGCAAGUCACCACAUAUGUGCCAUGGUGCAAAAACCCCCACUUCUCCCUGAGCCCUCUCACGAGCACAGCAGCAGCAGGAGAGGCUGAAGGACCAGUUAGUUACCAGCCUAUAGCACAUUGCCCCGAGACGACCUGGCGCAUGACCUUUGGGUUUGACACAGAAAGUGGGCAAAUAAAGCUUUUUUUCUGUAGCAUCAACAUUACCAGAGGCCUUACUAAGCUAUAGGCCAGGUUAGAUCACUAAGUGAAGUAAUUGAAAGACUUUACUGAGUCUUUCUCACCAAAUAACCUACAAUAUUUAAAAGUCUAUUAACUGAUUCAUGGGAAGACUUUCUUAUGGAAACUUAGGGAUUGUUUGGGCUGGUUUGAAAGUAAAACUCAUUUUUCCAGAGCCAUUUAGAUAUGAACUGUGUUGCAGGAAUUGAAUGUUGGUUGUAUUUAUUCAGCUUCCACCUGCCUGAGAAACUAAGCCAAGCUGAACUGUGGCAAGCAGGUUUAAACCACCAUAUCCAAUUCAUGCACAAAAUGUUUCCUAUUUGUCGGAGAUGAUAAUAAACACUCUUAUUGAUUGAAAGACUCUCACUGACUGGUUUAUAUGGAUAAAACUUAUAAAUUGUUAGAAAUAGGAUUCCCAGAAGACAUAUUCAUGCAGAAGGGUUUGCCUCACUGCAAACUGAUUUGGUGCAGUUGCACCAGUUUUAUUUCUGUUAUUAAAACAAUAAAUCAGAAUUAAACCCACCUAGAUCUACACAAGGUUAGCAAACCUGCUAGAGAUCAACUGAAAUGAAACAUAAAAAGUUACUUUUAAAUUGAAAAAGCACCCAUGGAGAUCUUUAUCUGCUAGAAAUAAUUAUACUCUUCCAUCAGCUCAUCAGUAUGUAACUUUA